AUGGCUGUCUCGACAACUAGACUACGCGAAAACGUCAAAUCCAAACGCCGUGGUGUAAAGUUACGUGAAGAUUUGAAUCAAUCAUCAUCACCAUUCGAACACUCCAACUUGGAUUCUACAUCCGACGAUAGCUCUGAGCGUGGUAUUCAGAGCUCAGCGCCUGCUGCUGCCCAAUCAUACCUUAACAAACUAUCGGAUGUCCCCCAGAUACAAACUAGAAAUACGGUAGAUGGCAUUGGAGCCGUAACUAUAGAAACCACAAGUUCCACUAAUGAUUCUGAGGACAGUGGGGUACCCUUGAGUCUAGAAACUGCCCUGUAUCGAUUUGAAGUGGUUGAAUAUUGGGUGGAACAAGUUAAACUUGAACGGCAAGAUACUGAAGCUAAAGAAAAUCUAUGUCCAUAUCCCUUGCAAGAGGAAAAUUGUGGUUCAAUAUUUGAGUGGCCAUGGGUUCAAACUGAGUUACCCGGAGCGUGGCGACAACCUUCUCUUACGCAAAGCUCUAUUCUAGAAGCUAGCUCUAAGUCAUAUGUCAAAGAAACACCUUAUUUCGUUCCAGGAUCCAAUUUAUCAGAUGUAGUAGAGGCUAAUGCGGAGACAAAAAUUGAGCAGUCAACUUCAACCAGUAUCGAAAAUUCUCGUGGUGCUUUGCACAAAACUUCGCAAGUGAACCUACUUGAGGAACAGUUUGAUUCGAGCUGUAUUAUUGGAAAUGAAGUAGACAUCAAACAACCAACUUCAUCCGUUUUAGAAUGUCCUCAUACUCAUCUGCGCGGAGGUGGUAUUCCUAUUCAGAAUCAUUACAGACCUUGCUUACGAAGAAUCAAGAAGAGAAAUCUACAUGAUCAUUUCCACCACGACAUAGAUCUCGGUUAUGGUGGAUCUCACUUUGCUGCGGAACCGUUUCCUAAGUAUGAUCCAAUUGUGGAUUUAACGUAUCUAUACGAGACGGAUGGUAUUUAUCGUGUUGGUACAUAUAUCAGCCCCACGAUGAUUAGAAAAAGACGCGAGAUGUUGAAGAAAGCCUUAGGGCUGGCAUUUGAGAAGGCAAUUCACAACAUUCGAUGUUGUAACUCCGGCGCUGAAUCAAAUGUCGACCUUAUUUCUGAACAACCGCUCCAUAGCAUUCGAGGCAAUGGCUACAGUGUCGAAUCCAAUCUGGGGUAUUGUUGUGGUGCUAUGAGCCAGCCCUAUGUCAAUCUUGAUCCUGGAUAUUCAGAUCUCGGCACUGGUUCAAGUUGUAUCUAUUUAAGAGGAGGAGUUGGAGAUACAGAUGGAAACAGCCCGAACCCGAUCAAUUCAACAUCAGCACCAUCUAGGCGUAUUCGCAUACGCGACCAAUUUUGUGUUAUGUUGAAGAAUCCCCUGAAAUUCAUAAUAGGGAAGUUUUCUUGCAAGAAACCAACGCAAACCGCACAAGGUGGAGAUUAUGUUGAGCUCGAAGAGGAUCACAGUCAUGAAGAACCUGAAGAGAAAUUUGAGGAAGAGGUGGCAGAAAAGAACAUAUCGCAUGAUAUAUCUUCAAAAGAGGAUGAGUAUCAGAGGGUAAUGAACGACUAUAAUCUGCUUUUGGAGCAAAUAAAUGAGAUAAAAACGUCGUUGCGCGAGAUUGAAGAAGUUCUCCCUGAAGACUGUGAGGAAGUGCGACAAUACAGAAGUAUCCGCAAAGAUGAAAAGAUACUGGAAAACUUUGAUAAAAGAAUGGUACAGAUCGAUCGAAAGAAAUAUGGCCCCCUCGAUAUAAAGAGCAACCUCAAGUUGAUAGACCGCGCCUGUAGAGAAGCGAAUGUUGUAAAGGGAAUCUUCCACAGAAGAAGAGAUCUAGCGCGAAUUGCCUGGAGAAAAUCGCUUUAUUCCCAUUCUGAAUCAACCAGUACACUAUUGCGCGGAGGGGCAGGACCAUCGAAGAGAUUCCAGCGAAGGCAUAGGAUGGGUAUACAGGAAUUCGCAAAAUUUGAGUCGGAGAAUGGGCUAAUUGAAGGACCUGCUUCGACUUCGAGCCAAAUGGUCGAGCCUGGGACUCCUACACAGACAGUCGUACCUUCAGAUCCUCCGCAAGCAGGAGAGUCUCUGACUUCUGACCAAGCAGUUGUAUCCCCGAAUCCUGCUCAGGCAGUAGAAUCUGUGACUCCUACAGAGACAGUCGUACCUUCAAGUCCUCCGCAAACAGUUUUAUCCCCAAAUCCUACGCAAACAGCCGAACGUCCAGCACUUCAAACUCACCAACAGCAUGAUUCGUUAGACAGUGGUGUUGGUGGCUUAAGGGACGCGGAAAGCCAAGAAAAAGAUGAAUCUGCAGAAGAUGAACCUGCACAAGUUGAAGAUCCUGUCCCAGCCCAUGAGUCUUCACAACCUCAAUCUGAAUACACAGUGGUGGUUGUAGAAAUUGCAGAGAGCUCGGGUGAAGACAAUGUUGAGCAGUCUAGUACUAUCGAAAAUUCAUAUAGCAUCGAGGAGUCAAAAGAUGCCGAAGAAUUAGAGAGCGUCGAAGACUCAGAUGAUUUCGAGGAGUCAAAAAGUUUCGAGGGACCAAAAAGUGUCAACGAGACUGGCAAUGCAGGAAGUGAGAGUGGCACUGUAGAAAGUUCAGAUCUUGAAGAGCCGGAAAGAUUUGCUAGACAACGACUUGAAAGAGCACGGGAGCAACUUGAGAGGCAAGAGGAAUUAAGAGACGAAAUUGGCGAUGUAGCAGCAGAAUUUUAUGGUCUCGUUAACGAGAUUGCAUUUAAACGCAAGGCCAUUUUAGACGGGGACCCUUUCUCAAAGGCCGAUUUUGAAUACCGUGUUACCGAUGAGGAUGUGUCGGAUAUAACCAGAUAUAUUAAGUAUAAAUGGGACAUGACACGUAUACUUGAUGACACAACGUUUUAUCCGUAUCAAGUUACACGUGCAGAGAACUGUGUUAUAGGGGCAAGGCGCGUGAAGGAUAUAAUUGAUAAUUGGUACGCUGCGGUAGUUCAGCGGGGAGAAACAUCUAGGUUUGAGCCUGUUACAACAAGAGGUGUGGGAAUCCUGGAUAAUUGGGAAUACGUCACGACUUUACCGGAGACUUGGUCUUGCCCUACGCUAAGGAGAAGGUCCUCGGCGGAUUCGGCUUCCCCUUCAGCUUCACAACCUAAAGCCGUGGUGAAAGAGCGUGGUGAAUCUUCAAAAAGCAGCGCUCGUCUCCCGUUUCGACGAGCUUAUCCCGUGAUUGAAGAACGUGGUGAAUCUUCAAAAAGCAAUGCUCAUGUCGACGAUUGGAAAAUCACAGCACAAAUAAACGAGCUGGAGGCUAAGAACGGAAUUGAGGUGACUAGCGUCUCAAGACGUAGUUCAAAGGACCAUAGUAAUAACGAGCGCGAUGCGAAAAUCACGUCUCUGAGCGAGAAAGCCGAGGAAGAAGAGUAUCAGCCGCAGAUCCCCGAACAAUGUAUAGGGACACUUACGGUACUGGGGGCGUCGCGUGCUGAGGCUGUUAAUUUAUUGAUAGCUACUGAUGGGGACGUCCAACACGCGGCUAAUAUCUUUGUUGAGGAAGAUCCCUUGCUGAAUAAUGAUGCGUAUGAUUUAUUAGAGGAUGCCGAAGCUGAUAUAAAUGGACUUGUUGCAUUGAUGGGAGUGUCGCCCCGCAAAGCUUUUAUUGCAUUGUUGGUUUCGGGGGAUGAUGUUGAAGAGGCUGCGCGUCAUUUAUCGGCUGAUUCUACUUAUGAUGCGGAUGAUGAGGUUACUGAGGCGAGUAAUGAUGAUAAGGUUGUUGAUGUUGGUAAAAAGGGAAAAAGAAGUAUAACCUUGUGA
This is a messenger RNA of Sclerotinia sclerotiorum 1980 UF-70, 3777 nucleotides long. RefSeq lists its product with no specific name. The record is from RefSeq and is a predicted model, not a curated record. The transcript is spliced from 2 exons. Bases 1 to 3777 code for a protein of 1258 amino acids. NCBI's taxonomy places the organism in Eukaryota, Fungi, Ascomycota, Leotiomycetes, Helotiales, Sclerotiniaceae.